Cucumis sativus (cucumber) is the source of this 1708-nucleotide messenger RNA. RefSeq names its product aspartic proteinase nepenthesin-1. NCBI's taxonomy places the organism in Eukaryota, Viridiplantae, Streptophyta, Magnoliopsida, Cucurbitales, Cucurbitaceae. The record is from RefSeq and is a predicted model, not a curated record. Gene Ontology annotation, cellular component: extracellular region. The transcript is spliced from 3 exons. Gene Ontology annotation, molecular function: aspartic-type endopeptidase activity. Gene Ontology annotation, biological process: proteolysis. The coding region runs from base 181 to 1566 and encodes 461 amino acids.
UCUACACAUUCCCCUCAACUCCAAAGUUGGUUUGCCUAUCCUUUCCAAAUUUAUCUCUCUACUUCCUUUCAUUAUAUUAAUAUUCUCUUGUUUUGAAGAAGGGUGUUCAAGAACUUCAUUCUGAAUUUAGUUCCUCUUUUUAAUUUCUAUAUUGUUUUCUUCGCAUGCAUAUGCUAUACUAUGGCGGCUGUCUCGUUACGUUCAUUUGGAUAUCUGCAUCGUCUUUUGCUUAUUAUACUCAUUACAACAUUAUUUAUUAAUACAUUGGCGUUCAGUUCAUCUCUAUCAAGGCGAGCUCUACAGAAACCAAAUAAGUUGCCUAGUCAUGGCUUCAGGGUGAGGCUUAAACAUGUGGAUCAUGUGAAGAAUUUGACGAGAUUCGAGCGGUUGCGGCGUGGGGUGGCACGUGGGAAAAAUAGAUUGCAUAGACUAAAUGCCAUGGUGUUGGCCGCUGCCAACGCUACGGUUGGUGACCAAGUGAAGGCACCGGUGGUUGCAGGUAAUGGUGAGUUUCUUAUGAAGUUGGCCAUCGGAAGUCCGCCGAGAAGCUUUUCGGCGAUCAUGGAUACAGGCAGCGAUCUGAUAUGGACACAAUGCAAGCCUUGUCAACAGUGUUUUGAUCAAUCAACCCCUAUUUUUGAUCCCAAACAAUCUUCUUCUUUCUAUAAGAUUUCAUGCUCGAGCGAGCUCUGUGGAGCUCUCCCAACGUCAACAUGCAGUAGCGACGGGUGUGAGUAUUUGUACACAUAUGGAGAUUCUUCCUCCACCCAAGGUGUUUUGGCUUUUGAGACCUUCACCUUUGGAGAUUCAACUGAAGAUCAGAUAUCGAUCCCUGGACUCGGGUUUGGAUGCGGAAACGAUAACAACGGAGAUGGGUUCAGCCAAGGCGCAGGGCUAGUGGGGCUAGGGCGAGGACCCUUAUCAUUGGUUUCUCAACUAAAAGAGCAAAAGUUUGCUUAUUGUUUAACCGCCAUUGAUGAUUCAAAACCAAGCUCUCUUUUGUUAGGAUCUCUAGCAAACAUAACACCUAAAACAUCAAAAGAUGAAAUGAAAACAACCCCAUUGAUCAAAAACCCUUCUCAACCAUCCUUUUACUAUCUUUCUCUCCAAGGAAUCUCAGUUGGUGGAACUCAAUUAUCAAUACCAAAGUCCACUUUUGAGCUCCAUGAUGAUGGGAGUGGAGGAGUAAUCAUAGAUUCAGGCACAACAAUCACUUACGUUGAGAACUCAGCUUUCACUUCACUCAAAAAUGAGUUCAUUGCUCAAAUGAAUCUUCCCGUUGACGAUUCCGGUACUGGUGGUCUUGACCUCUGCUUUAACCUACCUGCCGGGACAAAUCAGGUGGAGGUUCCGAAGUUGACGUUUCAUUUCAAGGGCGCGGAUUUGGAGCUGCCCGGGGAGAAUUACAUGAUUGGGGAUUCAAAAGCGGGAUUGCUGUGCUUGGCCAUUGGGAGUUCUAGAGGAAUGUCCAUCUUUGGAAAUCUACAGCAACAAAAUUUCAUGGUUGUUCAUGAUCUUCAAGAAGAAACCCUAUCUUUUUUGCCAACUCAAUGUGAUAGUAUAUAAAAAGAACUUGAAAGAAAUUGUUUGAUUACAAUAGAGUGAAAUGUAAGGAAGAAUAUAAAUGUUUGGAGUGAAAUGAUAUAAAGUUGUUGAUUAAGAAAAAAAAUAAUAAUAUUAUUUUUCAUGGAUAUCCAUAGUUUGUUCA